AUGGCUCCGGGAGACAGGGAAAGGGAGGAGGGGCCGGCCAAGAGUGCCCUCCGGAAGGUCCGGACAGCCACCCUGGUCAUUAACUUGGCUCGAGGGUGGCAGCAGUGGGCAAAUGAGAACAGUACCAGGCAGGCCCAGGAGCCCGUGGGGUGGCUGCCUGGAGGGACCCCGGACCCAUCCCAAGCCCCCAAAUCAGUAAUAAACCCCGCCCCCACCCACCAGCCCAAGUCUCCACCCCGGAAGGCAGAGGGAUGUGGCAGUGGACUGAACUCAGAGGAAGUCACAGAGGUCUCCCCUAUCAAAAGGAAAGAAGUGACCAAAACGGUUGUCAGCAAAGCUUAUGAGAGAGGAGGCGACGUGAACUACCUUAGCCACAGGUAUGAGCAGGACGGGAACUCGGCUGCACCUGCACAGCCGGAGAAUGACAUCGACAGGAUCCUCCACAGCCACGACUCUCCAACUCGGAGGCGAAGAUGCACCAACCUGGUGUCUGAGCUGACCCAAGGCUGGAAGGUGAUGGAACAGGAGGAGCCCAAGUGGAAGAGUGACAGCGUAGACACAGAGGACAGCGGCUACGGCGGGGAGACGGAGGAGAGGCCUGAGCACGAAGGAGCACAGGUGGCCAGGAUCAAGCGCCCGCUGCCCUCCCAAACAAACAGAUACACAGAGAAACUCAAUUGCAAGGCUCAUCGGAAAUACAGCCAGGUGGACAACCUCAAAGGCAGAUGGCAACAGUGGGCUGAUGAACACAUACAGUCCCAGAAGCUCAAUCCCUUCAGUGAAGAAUUUGAUUAUGAGCUAGCCAUGUCGACUCGCCUACACAGAGGAGAUGAGGGCUAUGGCCGUCCAAAGGAGGGAAGCAAAACAGCAGAACGAGCCAAGCGAGCAGAGGAACACAUCUACAGAGAAAUUAUGGAGCUGUGUUUUGUGAUCCGCACCAUGGCUCGCCACAGCCGAGAUGGCAGGAUCCAAGUGACUUUUGGAGAACUCUUUGACAGAUACGUUCGAAUUUCAGAUAAAGUAGUGGGGAUCCUCAUGCGUGCCAGGAAACACGGACUGGUGCACUUUGAAGGGGAAAUGCUGUGGCAAGGCCGAGAUGACCACGUUGUGAUAACUCUAUUAGAGUAA
Messenger RNA from Dipodomys ordii (Ord's kangaroo rat), 1128 nucleotides. It is a transcript of the gene Abra, whose product is annotated as actin binding Rho activating protein. Gene Ontology annotation, cellular component: sarcomere. The record is from RefSeq and is a predicted model, not a curated record. Gene Ontology annotation, biological process: positive regulation of Rho protein signal transduction; positive regulation of transcription by RNA polymerase II. Lineage: Eukaryota; Metazoa; Chordata; Mammalia; Rodentia; Heteromyidae. Gene Ontology annotation, molecular function: actin binding. Bases 1 to 1128 code for a protein of 375 amino acids. The transcript is spliced from 2 exons.